Molecule: messenger RNA, 1467 nt
Organism: Pocillopora damicornis (cauliflower coral)
Lineage: Eukaryota; Metazoa; Cnidaria; Anthozoa; Scleractinia; Pocilloporidae
Source: RefSeq, a predicted model, not a curated record
UGAACGAUCUUUUCAGAAAGUGAAAUUUGGCUUGAAUUGAGGAAAAUUCGACGCCACGCUUCAGCUGUAAUUGUCAGGAACAGCGCCAAAGGACGUGCUAGAAAAUCCAACAGAAGUAUCACACCACAGUUUCUUUAGGAACUACCAUCAAUGCUUGCCUUUCAUAACCGCGGUAACCUGGGGACUAAAGCAUACUACCAAGAUGGCGGCUGUUUUAAUGUUUUCAAACUUCUUGGCUUAGAAUUGAUUGAUCAAGUCGUCGAGUUUCUUUUGCAAAAGUAACGCCAGCACAAUGUAUCAUCCAUCAAGAGGCGGAGUUCGCGGUGGACAAGAUCAGUUUGAUUGGGAAGAUGUAAAGCUCGACAAGCACCGAGAAAGUUACUUGGGUCAUUCGGUUAAGGCUCCUGUAGGAAGGUGGCAAAAGGGAAAAGAUCUACACUGGUAUACAAAAAGUGGUAAAGGAAACUCAGGAAUGUCAAAGCAAGAGGAAAAAGAUGCAGUUAAGCGAAUGGAAGCUGAAGCACUCGCAAUAGCACUAGGGAGAGGACCAAGCAGGAAAGUAGCAAGUGGUGUUUCAAAACAGGAACUGGCUGAAGUAUGUCGCAAGGGUCAAGUGGAACGUGACUCAAUGGACAUUGAAAGGGUUCAAGGCAUGGGAUUUGGAAGCACGAGAGCUUCUCUUGUAGCUGGGCUGUCUGCACCCAUGAAGGAGACACUGAGUGCCACAGGAUCACAACAGGAAAGACAUGCAGAUCCUGCAACACCAAGCAAUACAAAGACAGGAGAAGUUUUAAGGAGUGAAAGAGAAGAAGACCACGCCAGUGAUAAGAUAAAGAGGAAGAAGGAGAAGAAAGAAAAGAAAUCUAAAAAAGAAAAGAAACACAAAAAGAGGAGGCAUGGUGAGAUAGAAAAGAAAAACAAGAAACACCACAGUGAAGAAGCUGAUAAUGAGUAUAAGAAAUCUAAACAUUCAAGGAAAAGAACACAUGAUCAUGAUAAAGUUAAUCAAAAUAAUUCCAAGGGUGAGAGACAUGAUUCAUCCUCAUCAGGUAGUGAUUCAUGUGAUAAAAGAGACAGAUAUUCCAGGAGACGACACGAUUCAUCAGAUGGAGACAUAUCAAGGACAACUACUGCAAGGCACAGAGACAGAGGAGAAGAAAGGCCAGGACGACGUAGACAAAGGCAUGACACUGAGUAAAACAUAUCCUUCUGAUUUAACUACCAAGCUUUUAUUAGGCUCAGCUAGCUAAUCAAUUUAGUAUCAUCUACAGUAUCAAGAAAAACUGCAAUAAAACACCCUUCAAUCCUUAUACCAGUAAACAGGGUUCAAAAUAAUUUUUCAGCUUCUAGCAUGAAUUUGUAAGCUUUUGGCAAGGCUCAUUUUUUUCUUCCCAGCUGUCAAUAUGGUGUACAUAUAGUAUACUUUAAAUUGCUGAAAUAAUUUCAGUAUCAGAAUCUUUAUUUUGA